Messenger RNA from Melitaea cinxia (Glanville fritillary), 877 nucleotides. RefSeq names its product serine protease Hayan-like. Bases 1 to 741 code for a protein of 246 amino acids. The record is from RefSeq and is a predicted model, not a curated record. Gene Ontology annotation, molecular function: serine-type endopeptidase activity. NCBI's taxonomy places the organism in Eukaryota, Metazoa, Arthropoda, Insecta, Lepidoptera, Nymphalidae. Gene Ontology annotation, biological process: proteolysis. The transcript is spliced from 5 exons.
AUGAAGGGCGCCUUAGGAUGGAAGGCUGCUAAUGGUUCGUGGUUAUUCCUUUGCGGAUCGUCAUUGAUCAGCGAGAGAUUUGUAUUAACGGCUGCUCAUUGUACAAAAGUAAGAAAAACCAAUCUAAUGAAUCCUAAUCCCGAAAUCGUUAGACUUGGAGCUGUGAAUAUUUAUAAUUCAAGUCGUAGCGGUCUUGCUGAUGUAAAAAUUAAAAAUAUAAUUGUACAUCCGAACUAUAAACCUCCUGAGAAAUACUACGACAUUGCUCUUAUCGAACUAGAAACUACAGUAAAUUUUACUAAAUAUGUACAUCCAGCUUGUUUGAACACUAAGCCUGCAGUUGACAUAAAAAAUAACAUUUUUACAGUCACUGGUUGGGGUGAAACGGAAAACAGAACGACUUCACAUCAUCUUCUUUCUGCAACAGUUGACUUGUUUGAUUCGAAUUGUAGUAACUUAGUAUUGAAUAGAAAUUGGUGGGGACCGUUAGAUCAGCACCUAUGUGCUGGUAAACUCGACGGCAGUGUGGACACGUGUUAUGGUGAUUCAGGAGGUCCUCUCCAAUACAAAUUAAUUGAAAGAAAAGACGACGGAACAAUGCAUAUGAUAGUAGCAAUAACUACAUUUGGUGCGCGUAAAUGCGCUAAGGCAGAUACGCCGACUGUGUACACACAAGUGUCUACCUUUAUAGAAUGGAUUGAAAAUCACGUGUGGCAAGAUGAAAAACAAAUUGUGGAAUAAUUCUGAAAUAAUUGAUAAAAUAAUUGAAUUGACACUACAAGUAUAUGUAUAUAUUUCCAGAAAAAUUACAAAAACAAUUCGAAAUAUCAUAGCUCACAAUAUCGUGUUCUUGUGUAAAAAUAUUUAUUUAUUUAUU